Molecule: messenger RNA, 640 nt
Organism: Melanaphis sacchari
Lineage: Eukaryota; Metazoa; Arthropoda; Insecta; Hemiptera; Aphididae
Product: zinc finger BED domain-containing protein 1-like
Exons: 2
Source: RefSeq, a predicted model, not a curated record
AUUUCUUGCACCAUCAGACCAAAAGCUUACAGAAUUUUAUAAAGCGAUAGUUAAGAUGAUUGCAGAAGAUCUACAGCCAGUCUCUAUUGUUGAAAACUCUGGUUUUAGACAUUUAGUCAAACUUUUGGAUUCUAGAUACCAAAUACCCAGUAGGAGAGCUAUUAGUAGAACUAUUAUACCAAAUAUGUAUGAUGAGGUAAAAAAUAAAAUUCAAGUUGUACUGAAUGAUGCCAAAUACAUAUCAGUAACCACCGACAUUUGGACAUCAAUUAAUACUGAUUCAUUUAUAACAAUAACAGUACAUUUUUUUCCUAAACUUGAUAUAAACCUAAAAACCUUUGUCCUUUGUACAAAAAAAUUAACUAAGAGCCAUACUGCAGUCUAUCUAUCUCAAAUUCUAACUACAGAAUUAAAUAAAUUUGAUAUUUUACAUAAAGUUGUGGCUAUAGUAACAGAUGGCGGAAGAAAUAUAAAUGUUGCUGUUAGGCUUAUGAACAUCCAACAUAUUCCAUGUACAGCACAUAAAUUACAUUUAGUAGUAAGAAAUGCUUUAAGUUUAACAGAUGAUGAUUUGAAUGUAGAUACAAAUAAUGUAAAUAAUGAUGGUGGCAGUUCUGAUAGUCAAUUAAAAGAAAUUUAA